Molecule: messenger RNA, 1003 nt
Organism: Dioscorea cayenensis subsp. rotundata (Guinea yam)
Lineage: Eukaryota; Viridiplantae; Streptophyta; Magnoliopsida; Dioscoreales; Dioscoreaceae
Product: probable 6-phosphogluconolactonase 4, chloroplastic
Exons: 3
Coding region: 28-813 (261 amino acids)
Biological process (GO): pentose-phosphate shunt; carbohydrate metabolic process
Molecular function (GO): 6-phosphogluconolactonase activity
Source: RefSeq, a predicted model, not a curated record
CACUGAGAAAGCUCGUCUUCUUCAUCGAUGGCAUCCAAAGAGAACCAAAAGGUUCUCAUCUUCGACACCGAAGAGGAGCUCUCCAUCUCGCUGGCGGAGCACACGGCCAAGCUCUCCAACCAGAUCACCAGUCACAGCGCUACAUUCACCGUCGUCCUCUCCGGCGGCACCCUCAUCGACUCUCUGAGGAAGCUUGUGGGAUCUCCGUAUGUGGAUUCAGUGGAUUGGGCGAAAUGGCAUGUGUUCUGGGUCGAUGAGAGGGUUGUGCCCAAGGAUCAUCCAGAUAGCAAUUACAAGCUCGCACUUGAUGGAUUUCUCUCCAAGGUGCCGAUUCCAGCUGAUCAAGUUUAUGCCAUUAAUGACACCUUGCCACCUGAAGGAGCCGCAGAUGAUUAUGAAGCAUGCUUGAAAUAUCUAGUCAGAACUGGAAUUCUUAAGGUCUCAGCUACCACUGGCUUCCCAAUAUUUGAUCUCAUGCUACUAGGAAUGGGUCCAGAUGGUCACAUAGCUUCUCUAUUCCCCGGCCACCCUCUACUCAACGAAAAGGAACGUUGGGUGACCUACAUUAAGGACUCCCCCAAACUACCACCUCAGAGAAUUACCUUUACAUUUCCAGUGAUCAAUGUGUCUGCUAAUAUUUUCCUUGUGGUAACUGGAGCUGAAUUAGCUGAUGCAGUGAAGAAGGCAUUAGGCCAUGAUCAUUACAACUCUGAAUCCGGUGCUCUUCUUCCUGUUCAGAGGGUUUCACUUGAGAAUGGAGAGUUCACUUGGUUUGCUGACAAGGAUGCUACUUCAAAGUUGGAAAUUAAGUAGACAAGGUAACUCUGCUUUAUAUAUAUAUAUGAUGGUUAAGUAUUGAGCUAUCUAUAAUAUUAUGGAGUUGCAGAAGUUUAAUGAAAACCAACCUUGUAUUCCAAACAUGAAUUAUAUUGUAAUGCAAGCUAUGUUUGGAUAGAGAAUGAGAAUGGUUUGAGAAUAAAAAUGCAUUAUUAGGUUGAUGAUA